Molecule: messenger RNA, 1026 nt
Organism: Caenorhabditis remanei
Lineage: Eukaryota; Metazoa; Nematoda; Chromadorea; Rhabditida; Rhabditidae
Exons: 3
Coding region: 1-1026 (341 amino acids)
Biological process (GO): fructose 6-phosphate metabolic process; fructose metabolic process; gluconeogenesis
Cellular component (GO): cytoplasm; cytosol
Molecular function (GO): fructose 1,6-bisphosphate 1-phosphatase activity
Source: RefSeq, a predicted model, not a curated record
AUGCCAAGCGAGACGAGUCAAUUCGGUAUCGAAACCGACGCGAUCACUUUGGCGCGAUUCGUGCUUCAGGAGCAACGGAAGCAUGCUGAUGCCAGUGGAGAGCUCACCAGCUUGCUCACGAAUAUGCUCGUUGCCAUUAAGGCCAUUGCUUCAGCCACACAAAAGGCUGGACUCGCUAAAUUGUACGGAAUCGCCGGAUCGACCAAUGUCCAAGGAGAAGAAGUGAAGAAAUUGGACGUUUUGAGUAAUGAAUUGAUGAUUAACAUGUUGAAAAGCAGUUAUACGACAUGUCUUCUGGUUUCUGAAGAGAACGAUGAGCUGAUUGAAGUGGAGGAGAAGAGACGUGGAAAAUACAUUGUGACCUUCGAUCCACUCGACGGAUCGUCCAAUAUCGAUUGCCUUGUUUCCAUUGGAACUAUCUUUGGAAUCUACAAGAAACAAGGAGACGGACCAGCCACUGUCGAAGAUGUUCUCAAACCAGGAAAGGAAAUGGUCGCUGCUGGAUAUGCUCUCUAUGGAUCCGCUACGAUGGUUGUCUUGUCGACUGGUGAUGGUGUGAAUGGAUUCACCCUCGAUCCAUCUAUCGGAGAGUUCAUUUUGACUCAUCCAAACAUGAAAUGCAAGGAAAAGGGAUCGAUUUAUUCUCUGAAUGAGGGAUACGCCAAGACAUGGAGCAAAGGAUUCGCUGAGUACAUCCGUACUCGUAAGGAACCAGAACCAGGAAAGAAAGCGAUGGGACAAAGAUAUGUUGGAUCCAUGGUUGCUGAUGUUCAUCGUACGAUUCUCAACGGAGGAAUAUUCUUGUAUCCACCGACUGCUUCGGCUCCAAAUGGAAAACUUCGUCUGCUGUAUGAAUGCAAUCCAAUGGCUUAUAUCAUCGAGCAAGCCGGAGGAAUGGCGACAACUGGAAAGGAACGCAUUCUCGAUAUUCAGCCAACUCAGAUCCAUCAACGUGCUCCAAUCAUUUUGGGAUCGAAACUCGACGUCGAAGAGGCUCUCGAAUACCUCAACAAGUACGAUAAUUAG